CAUUUUGUGUUAAAACACAAGUUUCUAAUUUUGUUUGCAUUUAAUUUAAAAUUAAAGGAAGAUUAGUAUUAUAAAAUAAAACUGUAUAAUUUCACAUAUACUUGAUAAUAAGCAAUGAGGAAAAUUUUAAAUAUUAUACAAAAUCACUUUGCCGAAAGUUUUAAAGUGUAUAUAAAAUCAAUACUAUUCGUAACAAAGCGCAUUGAUUACGUUCGGUAUCAAGUUAAAUAAAGUGUGCUCUUGAGAGAGGCUUGAAAAUCAAUUUAGUUAAAUUUAAAUCCAGCAAUCGCUAAAGAGGUAAUUAUAUUACAUGGUAUUUGUUAAUAAAAUAAACUCAACUCAUCAACGGACUGCUUCAUAGUUUGAUUCAAAUGACUGCCACAGAAAUUAAUCCCCCAGAGAGUUACAAUUCGAAUGUGGAAGAGUAUGAAAUACCAGGAGCAGAAGAACUAGAAAAUUUAUAUAUGUUGCUAGAAAAGGGAACUAUUCCGGAACUUCAAUGGCAAUUUCCCGGGCGACAACAAACUAAUAACGAAACGGCAGCCCCUAAAGUGGAACCUGCAGCAUCAGCAAAUACUGAAGAAGAGCCAGCAGCUAAAACUGACUUCGACUUUAGCGACGAUGUCACGCAACCACAAAUGAGAGUAAGGAAUCAAAAUUCUACUCCAAAAUCCACGAAAAAGAAAGUUGCAAACUUCGCCGGCGUUAUGGAAGUACUUAAAAAGAAAAACGCGGAGGGGUCAUCCUAAUGAAUUGAAUAUCUCGCAAAUACACCAGUUAAUGUUCAAUCAGAAAAUAUUUGUAUAAUGUAAUAGUGUUUUAGCUUACAUUAAUUAAAGUCCUGAAGGACACCACAUAAAAGUCAAGAUUCUUUAACUCGAAUCACCAUAAUCCACAAACAAACUUCAAGUUAGAGAGACUUUGAGUUAUAGAAUUUUCAUUAAAACAUAUAAAUUUUCACAAAGCUGUAAAAUAUUGAUUUAUGCACUGUUUUAUUUAUUUACUUCGUAAACAUUUUUUUGGACAUUCAUACGUUAAAAGAUGUUUUCUGUAAUUUUGUUUGAUGACUUUGUUAGAUGAUUUAUGCAAUCCAUAAGUGUAAUAUUAUAUUUUUUGUUCGCUUCCUUACUCUUUUAAAAUUCUGCUGCGAUAGUACAAUUUUAAUAGUCGAAAAGUUCGUUGUAUGGAAUUUGCCUUUCAAUGCCACUUCAAGAGUUCGAGUUAUAGAAGGAAAUUUGUAUGAAGUUUGGCUUCUAAACGCUAUUGCCAACUCAAAAGUUCAAGUUAUGGAGAGAAGUUCCACUGUAUAUGACGAAUAAUUUAUUCAAAAUAUUUUUAAUUUUAUUCGAAGUAAAAUUCACAAAAGCUUAAAUAUGGCGUUCUUAUAAUAUAAUUAUAGUAUGUAUAUGAAUUACAACUUUCCGGUAAAAAUGUUUCGUAAAUAUAAUCGAACUAUGUCUAAAGAAAACUGAGACACAUAUAAUAUAUCUAUAAUACAUAAAAAAUGCAAAUUUCAAUUAUACACAUAUAAAUUUAGUAUAAGCUAUACAAGGGUAAUGCUUAGUUAUCAUCGCAGAAGGUUUAGGUUAUGCAAAAGUGUUAUUAAAAGGAAACGAAUAUAUAUUACAUUGCGGCUUUGCCAAGUACAAAACAUUCUUAUUAUUAAUUGAGGAUUAGGAUCGUGAGAUUUCUCAGUUUAAAAUUAGGGUUAGAA
Zeugodacus cucurbitae (melon fly) is the source of this 1714-nucleotide messenger RNA. RefSeq lists its product as uncharacterized. The record is from RefSeq and is a predicted model, not a curated record. The transcript has 3 exons. Lineage: Eukaryota; Metazoa; Arthropoda; Insecta; Diptera; Tephritidae. Bases 372 to 749 code for a protein of 125 amino acids.